This is a messenger RNA of Trichophyton rubrum CBS 118892, 1740 nucleotides long. RefSeq lists its product as uncharacterized. The transcript is spliced from 3 exons. NCBI's taxonomy places the organism in Eukaryota, Fungi, Ascomycota, Eurotiomycetes, Onygenales, Arthrodermataceae. Gene Ontology annotation, molecular function: ubiquitin protein ligase activity; zinc ion binding. Gene Ontology annotation, cellular component: nucleus. Bases 1 to 1740 code for a protein of 579 amino acids. Gene Ontology annotation, biological process: ubiquitin-dependent protein catabolic process; protein ubiquitination. The record is from RefSeq and is a predicted model, not a curated record.
AUGGACUUGGGCUCCGACUCCCAGGGUCAGCCUGCGAGUAAUGGCAACGAGACCACCUCACAAGCUCAUCUGGAUCAACUUGGAUGGGAGGAAAAUACCACAAAAUAUGCGGCAGAAAGUGAUAAUAUAGUCGAAAUGCGGAGGCGGAUCCAUGCUAUCUGGAAAUUAGAUGUUUCAAGCCAGGAAAAAGCCCGGUUGAUGCAUGGAAUCAUGACAGAAGGAUAUUACUCCGCGGUCAAGUCCCGCUCUCCUCCACCCACACCCCAAGGACACGAUGCCCCUUGUACUCCAGAGUCAUCAAGAAAGCAACGAGCGCUAGGCAAUCUUUCGUCUAGCUCAGAGUUGGGCAGUGGCAUAUCCGGAAGCCCGUAUUAUCUAUCGCAGGAAGACUUGAAACGAACAUACUUUUGCAGGUCUGUUAAUGAUAACCAACCUGCAGAUGACCCCUUUAUGGACAAUAUUGAAGAAGCCGCAUCCGACGAAGUAGUCGAGCUAGGCUGCAUGCACUACAAAAGGAACGUGAAGAUCCAAUGCUUUACGUGUAAGAAAUGGUACCCUUGUCGGUUCUGUCAUAAUGAGAGCGAAUCUCAUACCCUUGAUCGAAAGAAAACAGAAAACAUGCUUUGCAUGCUAUGUUAUUCUCCACAGCCGGCAGGCCAAUGGUGCAAUUCCUGUGGCGCCCAAUCAGCCUUUUAUUAUUGCUCUAUAUGUAAACUCUGGGAUGAUGAUGCUGAAAAAAGCAUAUACCAUUGCGGUGAUUGUGGAAUCUGUCGCCUUGGUCAGGGACUUGGAAAAGAUUUUUUCCACUGCCAGACUUGCUCUGCCUGUAUACCAAUUGCGAUUCAAAAAACCCACAGAUGCAUUGAACGCUCAACGAAAUGCGAUUGUCCAAUAUGCGGAGAGUUCAUGUUCAGCUCACCCAAUACGGUCAUUUUCAUGCGAUGUGGCCAUAGCAUACAUCAAAAAUGCUUUUCUGAGCAUUCUCGCAGUUCAUAUCGCUGCCCCAUUUGUAGCAAGAGUGUUACAAACAUGGAGGCUAACUUCAGAAACCUUGAUCGGACCAUCAUGAGCCAGCCAAUGCCUCCUGAACUUAAAGAUACAAAUGCCUUUAUAUAUUGCAACGAUUGCCAUGCGAAGAGCGUUGUGCCAUACCAUUGGCUGGGCCUGAAAUGUGAAAUAUGUGAGUCAUACAACACUAUCCAAAGGCAGUUGUUGAACGGUAGUUACAAUCCGGCACAACCUACGGAAGGUAGACAGAACUCCAUUAGUGGUGGUCAAGGCCUCGCCGUUCCUACACAUGGAACUUCCAACGAUCACCGUACCGGAUCCAGGAAUUCUGUCUUCGAGACGCCAGGCCAUCAUUUCGACGAGGCACCUACUGAUAGUGGAGCAUCACAGGCCCGUAGCCUUCCUCAUACAUCUUUUCUUCAUAGUUCGAGAGCAGCUCCAAAGUCGCCAGUAGUCACGAACUACUUUGCACUUAGCCGUCAAGAAGACGUAGAUAGCUCAACAUCCCAAUCCAGGGGACCCAUGCGACUAACUAGAGGAAGCUUUAGUGGUUUUAAUUUCUGGAGCGGUGUAAAUAUAAAGGAAAGACUCGGGCUAAUCGGGAGCAGUGAUGCUGAAACCGAUCCUGGGAGUGACGGUAGCUCAGACAACCAGGAAACAGAAGAUGAGGAUGACGAGGACGAGGACGAGGAUGAAAGUCCUGACACCAUUGAUAUCUUUGGUCACCGCUAG